Chaetomium fimeti is the source of this 1887-nucleotide messenger RNA. RefSeq names its product Sodium/calcium exchanger protein-domain-containing protein. Bases 223 to 1767 code for a protein of 514 amino acids. Gene Ontology annotation, cellular component: fungal-type vacuole membrane. Gene Ontology annotation, molecular function: calcium:proton antiporter activity. Gene Ontology annotation, biological process: intracellular calcium ion homeostasis; calcium ion transmembrane transport. The record is from RefSeq and is a predicted model, not a curated record. NCBI's taxonomy places the organism in Eukaryota, Fungi, Ascomycota, Sordariomycetes, Sordariales, Chaetomiaceae. The transcript is spliced from 3 exons.
UGGUUCCUGAGCUGGAGUUACCCCAGACCACCCUGGCGGGCUCGGGUUACUUAGGAGUGGGAUUCCCGUCCUCGGCACGACGAGUCGAGUUUCAAGUAACACGACCUCCUUCGUAACUGUACAUGCAAUAGUUCCUUUUAACCCGAAGUACUGUCCCAUCUCUUUGCGCACGACAUCAGACCAAACACCAAGCCCAUUUCAUCACAAGAUCACCAUUGCGAAAUGGCGACAGCCUCACCACCACCACCGCCCCAGACUCAACCACCACUCGAACCUUCCCGUUCAUCAACACUGGUCCCGGCGCCAACAUCACCCCCCUCCCAAACCCCGGGGGAAGGGGGAGGAGGAGGAGGAGGAGGAGGAGGGGGGGGAGGAGGCGAGAAGAAGGCGAGCCAGCAAACCACACCAACCACACCCUCGACGCAGAAUGGGCUGCUCUCGCCGCCGCUGCCGCUGCACAGCGGCGACGUGGGCCUGACGCGCGAGCUGACGCCGGUGGAGCGCAUCCAGCGCGUCUUCAUGGUGCGCCCGUCGGGCGACGCCGGCCGCUCGGGCCUGCACCCGCUGCUCUUCCUGCGCAACGUCUUCCGCUCCGCCAGCUGGGCCUCGCGCAUCGUCAAUGUCUUGUGGCCCGUCGUGCCCGCGGCCAUCGCGGUGCGCUACGCCAUGCCGGAUAACCAUCUGGUGAUUUUUAUCUUGAGCUAUCUGGCGAUGGUGCCGUGCGCGAAUUUGAUUGGGUUUGCCGGGCAGGAGUUGAGUCGCAAGUUUCCGCAUGUGAUGGGGGUUAUUAUUGAGACUACGUUGGGGAGCUUGGUUGAGAUCAUCAUGUUCAUCGUGCUGAUCACACGGCCGGAAUCUGACGGCAUCGACUACAUCCAAGUGAUCCAGGCGGCGAUCCUGGGUUCCGUGCUGGCCACCAUGCUGUUGUGUCUCGGACUAUGCUUCGUCGCGGGCGGCCUGAAGCGGGAGGAGACGCACUUUAGCGAGGCCGUGAGCGAGGCCGGCAGCGGGUUGCUUCUGACGGCCGGUUUCGGGCUGGCCAUCCCCACCGUCUUCGAGCACAGUCUCAGCGGCAAGAUCGCGCAGGAGGAGCUCAUGAGCAAGACCAUCGAGAUCUCGCGCAGCACCGCCGUCCUCCUCAUGGUCGCCUACCUCAUCUACAUCUUCUUCCAGGCGCGGACCCACCACGGCAUCUACGACGCCAUCUUCGUGGCCGACGAGGAGCGCGACGCCGACAAGCACCUCGAGCGCAUGCACCACCGGCUGACCUUCACCGAGUGCUGCAUCGCACUAGCCGUGUCGAUCGCGCUCGUCACCGUCAUCGCCAUCGCGCUGGUCGACCAGAUCCACUCGCUCGUCGAGGAGCACCACGUGUCGGACGCCUUCGUCGGCCUGAUCCUCAUACCGCUGGUCGAGAAGGCGGCGGAGCACCUGACGGCCAUCGACGAGGCGUACGACAACCAGAUGAACUUUGCGCUGUCGCACGUGCUGGGCGCCACGCUGCAGACGGCGCUGUUCAACGCCCCGCUGGUCGUCAUCGUCGGCUGGGGGCUGGACAAGCCCAUGGGGCUCAACUUUGAGGUCUUUGACGUCGUCGUCCUGCUGCUGGCCAUCCUCACCGUCGGCAACUUCCUGCGCGACCAGAAGAGCAACUACCUCGAGGGCUCCCUGUGCGUGCUCGUGUACAUUGCUAUUGCUGUAGCCGCGCUGUACUACCCGAACCCGCACACCAUCGCGGCGGCCGAGGGGGGUGGUGAGCAUCACUGAGUUUUGGGAGGGGGGGUUGGUUUUCUGUUGUUCCAUGGGCGUGUUUUUAGAAGCGGCAUAUUGAUACAUUUACGGCGGGAUUUGGGGGCAAGUACACGAGAGUAAAAGGUUAGGCUUCUG